Messenger RNA from Mugil cephalus (flathead mullet), 3764 nucleotides. RefSeq names its product cannabinoid receptor 2 (gene cnr2). Gene Ontology annotation, cellular component: membrane. Gene Ontology annotation, molecular function: cannabinoid receptor activity. Gene Ontology annotation, biological process: cannabinoid signaling pathway. The record is from RefSeq and is a predicted model, not a curated record. Bases 406 to 1566 code for a protein of 386 amino acids. The transcript is spliced from 3 exons. NCBI's taxonomy places the organism in Eukaryota, Metazoa, Chordata, Actinopteri, Mugiliformes, Mugilidae.
CCUUUUUUCCUGUCAUCACAACCUCCCUCCUUAUCUUCUCCCCUCACUCUCACACUCUGCCACCACUCAGGUCUGUAGGUCUGCGCGGUCUUGUUGCAAUUGUUCAGCUGCUGAGUGUGUCAGUGAAUCAGAUCACCCAACCUCUGCCAAGGGAGAACAUAAAGGAAGUUGCCUGUCUCGUCCAGUUAAUGUGAAAACAUAGAUAAGGUCUGUUUACAAAUAUCCUUGUGAAUGAAAUUUUAAUUAUUUCAUUCUUCUUGUUUAUGAUAUUAUAUAGCUGCAUGUGUUCUGCUCCAGACAUAUUCACUAUUUGUAUUGAAAAAAAAAACACAUUCAAAAAUUGUUAUUAAUUGUACUUCCAAAUAUACAUAUAAAUAUACAUAUACAAACAGAUAUAUAGUUGAAAUGGAGGAAUGGGAGUGUCCUACUCCUUUAGAGCCUGCAGGAGCCAAAGGGAAUACCUCAUCACUAAUAGUUAACAGGUCUUGUAAGAAUCUGGAAUGCUACAUGGUCCUGACUGAGGUAGAGAAGACAGCCAUCGGCUCCAUCUGUUUCCUGGCAGGGCCUUUCACAUUGCUGGAAAAUGCUCUUGUGCUGGGGGUGAUAGCCACCACGGUCACCCUGCGCCAGCGGCCGUCCUAUCUGUUCAUUGGCAGCCUAGCUCUGGCCGAUGUCUUCGCCAGCUGCUUCUUCACCACCAGCUUCCUGGACUUCCACCUCUUCCACCACAGUGACGGUCCCACUGCGUACCUCUUCAAAUUAGGCGGUGUCACCAUGGCCUUCACUGGCUCAGUGGGGAGUUUACUGCUCACUGCUCUGGACCGCUACCUCUGCAUCCACCAGGCCUCCAGCUACAAGGUCCUGCUGACCCGCCGCAGAGCCAUGCUCAGCCUUCUCAUCCUCUGGAGCACCACCUUAUUCCUUUCCUUCCUGCCUCUGAUGGGGUGGAGAUGUCCCACAGGCCUCACUCCUCCCUGCUCAUGCUUGUUUCCCUACAUCAGCCGAGCCUACCUGGCCUGCUGGACCAGCUUCAUCCUUGUGCUUCUAGCACUCAUUUUAGCGGCAUAUGCUCUCAUCCUGUGGAAGGCCCACCGCCACGAAUCCUCCAUGACCAGCUUCCACGGAGCUGCAGGGACAGGUCAGGCGCGCAUGAGGAUGGAUAUCCGGCUUGCUCGCACCUUUGGGCUAAUUUUGCUCAUACUCGUGAGCUGCUGGCUUCCUGCGCUCUCCUUCAUGCUAGCUGAUGUCUCCGUGAUCCUGACCCGCGCCCAACAGAGGGCAUUUGCUUUCUGCAGCACCCUCUGCCUGCUCAACUCUGCCAUCAACCCGCUGCUGUACGCCCUGCGCUGCCGAGAGCUCCGGCUUGCCGUCCUGCAGUCAGUACGACGGAUGUGUCAAAUUGUGGGGUGCAAAGAAUCUGCAGAGGACUUGACCCCAAGACUACCCUCCACAGAGGACAACAACUGUUCUGUCUUCACCGAGGCUGAGGGAACCAGGGUCAGAACCACCCGACUCAACUCCAUCUCAGAAGUGGUGAACAAUCAGCAGCUGAACAUCACAAAAUGAAGGCGGUGUACAAGUGAAAUAAAGGAGUAGCAAUAUAGAUUGUGAAACAUAUGGGAGUUUGCUAGAGGUGAAGAAGAAUAGCAGUGUAAAUACAGACAUCACAGAGAACCUAACUGUUGAUUACGAAUUAAAUCUACAAUAGAAAUUGAAUUGUCAGUGCCGGCAUAGAUUUUAAAUGCCUUUCUGAACAGGACUAAUGACUACCAAACUAUAAGUGUUGAAUGUGGCUCAUAACCCUAUCAACAACAUAUUGUAUUUUAAAUAGUUACAACUAGGGGUGUAACGGUAUUUGUAAUCGUCCCGUCCCGUCACGGUACGGGUGUCACGGUUCGGUGCACGCAGUCACACGACGAAUACGUGUGAGUAUUUAAAAAAGUUGAGUUCUCACGUCAAUUGAGGUCGCGGUAAUGAGCCUGAAAGCUGCCAACAACUGACAUUUCAGAAGAAGCAGCAGCCGCAGAAGAAGAAGAAGAAGAAGAAGAAAUAGCAGCAGCAGAAGAAGUUGAGCCGUCGGCUUCACUGAAAUCACGCGUAUGGGAGCACUUCGGUUUCCCAGUGAACCCUCCGCGUCGUCCAUUAAUUUCAGAUAAUGGACACCUCGUCGGGCAUUAACCCGCUUAUACCAUGGUCACUUACGAAAUAAAUAAAUAUUAUGUCAAUUAUUAAUACGUAAAUGUUUUUUUUUUUUUUUUAGUUUUAUCACAAGAAGCUGCUGAGCAUCUGAGCAUCUGAACAUCUCCCGUCCACAGGCGUUGCAGCAGCAGUUACUAAUCAGCGGUGAGGAAGAGAGAUGAUUGCUUAACGUUACAUUACGUGUGUAGAGGAUCGUGGGAAAUUUCCAGUCCACAGAUAGUUUCCUAAAUUGUUUAUAUUGCAAGAAAUAUUAUCCACCAUUCACUUUAAUCAUUUAAUGUAUAGAGGAUCAUCCUCUAAAUUGUCCAGUUCCUCCGGUGUAACCUUGUAUCGAAUCUCCUUCUUUUCAUAUUCUCUUCUAUCUCUUCUGCUGCAUCUCAGUCUUCAAAAUUAUCAAAUUCACCAAAAAGGUUAAAGCCAACUAUAAAAUAACUCAACUGUAUUGCCAUUGUGAUAAUUAAACUGAAAUAACGUAUGUCUCUGUUGCCACGGUUACCAAAUCAUUUGAGCCAGCGCAGUCAUUUAGAACUGUCAUCAGGUAAUUUGACCGGAACCAUUAUCACUUUUUAAUGUACACCCUGCAGCCAGUCAGAAUGAGGAUUCACCCAGACCAUGGAUUAAGUAAGGGUCAAUCCCCGACGGGGUGAAAGUGUGUUUUUUUCUUUUCCUAUAUGAACAGAAUGAAUGAAUGGUAUAAAAACCCUAAUACAUUUUUUUGUGUUAUAUUCUAUUUAUUUUUAACUGUUUACGACAGGAGAUGGUUUUAGUUUUGCAGCUUCUGUUUAAAAAAAAUGAAAAAAGCUAGUCUUAUACAUGUCUGACUUUUUGUUGCUAUUUUCCCGUUGUACCGAACCCUUACUGAACCGUGACCCCCAUACCUAGGUACGUACCGAACCGUGACUUGUGAAACCGUUACAUCCCUAGUUACAACAAAAUGCCAUCAAUCAUUAAGACAAAAAUAUUAAAUGUUGGUUCAUUUUUGAUUUCAAAAUAUAGUUGUAAGAACAGUUUUGUUUGGCAUUUUAUGGCCGCUCCACGCUGGCUUAGGCGAACAGGAUGUUUAAUAGUAUGUGUUGGGUUUUAUUUUAAACUGAGAUGAAGCACUGCGUCAUUUGAACCGAACUGCCGACAUCCUUUGUCCAGAGCGUGUUACAAAUGUGGAUUUGUUGUUAUCUGCUUCUUUACAUUUGAGUGUACAGCCGUGAGCGUGCAGGAAACAGAGGAGCUUGUGGGUUGCCUAUUCUGUUCUGAACAUGAAUGCUAGGACCCCACAGAAAGCCCCACGCACAGGAGAAUUUCACACAAUGCUCACUGCAUGAAUCCAAGCAGCGUGCCGAGGUGAAUGGGGCGCACAUGCUAGGAAGAGGGCGAGCACAGACACCAGAACACUCUUUGCAAUAGUGACAAAUGCCAGCUGCAGUAGAGCACACACUAAUGUGCACACAAGGUAACAGAAAUAGACAAUUGCAUAGCUCUUAAAAGACAUGUUGCUCUUAGAUUGUUGUUUUGAGUGUUCAGAACUCCUGUUUCCAUAAUAUGAACUAAUUAAAAACACUUUGACUCAC